AUGAAUAUCCAAAAAGUCCUAGCUCUGAACGCCAUCCUAUUGGCUUCAGCUGUGGGAUUUCCAGUUGCCCACAAUGAGAGAAAAGCCAAUGGCCGCAAACUCCUCUUGAUCUCCUUUGAUGGUUUCCGGUGGGAUUACGACCAGGAUGUGGAAACACCAAACUUGGACAACUUAGCCAAGGAAGGAGUCAAGGCAAAAUACAUCACUCCUCCAUUUGUGACCAUGACUUCGCCUUCCCAUUUUACAACUAUCACAGGCCGCUGGAUUGAAGACCACGGAGUCAUCCAUAAUAUGAUGUUCAACACAGACACUUUGAGGAAAUACAGCUACAAGGAGACACAAAACAAGACAGAAUGGUGGGACAACGGAGUCCUGCCCCUUUGGAUCACAGCUCAGAAUCAGGGGAAAAAAGCAGCAUCUUUUCACUAUCCAGGAGGAGGAGGCAAUUUCAGUGGUCAGACGGUCACCCGAAGUCUGGUCGAAGCCUUUGGUCACCCAGACAGCAACGAAACCGAAUGGAGGGAGAACAUCGAUAUCGUCAUGAACUGGUUCACCAAAGAGGACUUUGAUUUUGUCACGCUUUAUUACGGGGAACCUGACAACACUGGGCACAAGUUUGGCCCAGAGACAACGGAAAGGAAGGAAAUCAUCCAGCAAAUUGAUCGAACCAUUGGCUACCUUCUUGACGUCAUCGAAAAACAUGACUUGAAGGACAACCUCAAUGUCAUCAUCACCUCCGAUCAUGGCAUGACCACGGUCAAAAAGAACCCAGAUGUCGAAGAGAUCAUGUUAGCCAACUACAUCAAAUUUGCGGACUUGAAGUUCGACAUUAUAGACUACGGCGGCUUUGGCAUGAUUCUCCCCAAACCGGAGAAAGAAGAGGAGGUCUAUCAGGCACUGAAAAAUGCCCAUCCUCAUCUGAAGGUCUUCAGAAAGGAGGAGUUUCCCGAACAUUUCCAUUACGCCAAACACGGACGCGUCUUGCCCAUCCUGCUUUAUGGAGAUCUUGGUUACAGCGUCAAUGGGAGGUUUAUCAUCUACGUUUACAAAGGAGACCACGGGUUCGACAAUCAAGACAUGGACAUGAAGACCAUCUUUAGAGCUUUCGGUCCAGAUUUCAAGAAGGGCUACUUAGCAGAACCUUUUGACAGCAUCCACAUCUACGCCUUGAUGUGUGAGCUUCUGGGCGUCCAACCGGAGCCCAGCAACAGUUCUCUGGCGUUCACACAAGGCAUGCUCCACUCCCCAGCAUCCAGAAACAUCCUUGUUCCCAUCCUUGUAGGCAGCAUGAUAGGCCUUCUUCUUCUUCUCUUCCCCAUUGUAUCCAUCACACAAAGGAUCCUUCAGCAGAAGAAGAGGCAAAAGGAUGACCGGCCUGAAGAGAUAAAGACAGUGCCACCAACCACCAGUUUGUGA
Sceloporus undulatus (fence lizard) is the source of this 1416-nucleotide messenger RNA. Its product is annotated as ectonucleotide pyrophosphatase/phosphodiesterase family member 7-like. NCBI's taxonomy places the organism in Eukaryota, Metazoa, Chordata, Lepidosauria, Squamata, Phrynosomatidae. The record is from RefSeq and is a predicted model, not a curated record. The coding region runs from base 1 to 1416 and encodes 471 amino acids. The transcript has 5 exons.